AUGCAACAAAAGUCAAACAAACAGUCCUCACCUAUAAAUAGUAUAUCAAACAAACAGUCCUCACCUAUAAAUAUUAUAUCAAACAAACAGUCCUCACCUGUAAACAGUAUAUCAAACAAACAGUCCUCACCUAUAGAUAUCAUAUCAAACAAACAGUCCUCACCUAUAAAUAGUAUAUCAAACAAACAGUCCUCACCUAUAAAUAUUAUAUCAAACAAACAGUCCCCACCUAUAAAUAGUAUAUCAAACAAACAGUCCUCACCUAUAAAUAGUAUAUCAAACAAACAGUCCUCACCUAUAAAUAUUAUAUCAAACAAACAGUCCCCACCUAUAAAUAGUAUAUCAAACAAACAGUCCUCACCUAUAAAUAUUAUAUGCAACAAACAGUCCUCGCCUAUAAAUAUUAUAUCCAACAUACAGUCCUCACCUAUAAAUAUUAUAUCAAACAAACAGUCCUCACCUAUAAAUAGUAUAUCAAACAAACAGUCCCCACCUAUAAAUAGUAUAUCAAACAAACAGUCCUCACCUAUAAAUAGUAUAUCAAACAAUCAGUUCUCACCUAUAAAUAUUAUAUCAAACAAACAGUCCUCACCUAUAAAUAUUAUAUCAAACAAACAGUCCUCACCUAUAGAUAGUAUAUCAAACAAACAGUCCUCACCUAUAAAUAUUAUAUCAAACAAACAGUCCUCACCUAUAAAUAGUAUAUCAAACAAACAGUCCUCACCUAAAAUAUAUCAAACAAACAGUCCUCACCUAUAA
Messenger RNA from Mytilus californianus (California mussel), 759 nucleotides. RefSeq lists its product as uncharacterized. The transcript has a single exon. The record is from RefSeq and is a predicted model, not a curated record. The coding region runs from base 1 to 759 and encodes 252 amino acids. Lineage: Eukaryota; Metazoa; Mollusca; Bivalvia; Mytilida; Mytilidae.